AUGGUUCUGACCGCGCUGACCCAGUUUAGUUGCAAGGUGAAUGUUGACGACACCAUUGAAAUGUUACCAAAAUCAAGAAGAGCUCUCACCAUUCAAGAGAUUGCUGCAUUAGCACGAUCCUCCCUGCAUGGUAUUUCCCAGGUGGUGAAGGACCAUGUGACAAAGCCCACAGCCAUGGCUCAGGGCAGAGUAGCCCAUCUCAUAGAGUGGAAAGGCUGGUGUAAGCCUAUCGACACUCCAGCAGCCCUGGAAUCAGACUUCAAUUCAUACUCCGACCUCACUGAGGGUGAACAGGAGGCGCGCUUUGCUGCUGGUGUGGCUGAGCAGUUUGCCAUAGCAGAGGCCAAGCUGAGGGCCUGGUCGUCUGUGGAUGGAGACGAGUCCAACGAUGACUCAUAUGAUGAAGACUUUCUGCCUGUCAACGAGCCCACCACACAGAGCACAGAUGUGCCAUCAUAUCCUCCCUACUUGAAGGACCUGAUCCACAGCCAGCUUUGCCAACACCUGGGCCUGCGAGGACCCUGUUGUGAGGGUGUAGGAGGUGGAGGUGGAGGCGGAGGAGGAGGAGGAGGAGGAGAGGGAGGUGGCAGUGGAGAGCCCUCUCCCACAGCAGGCUCACCAGACACCCUCUGCUCUAGCCUCUGCAGCCUGGAUGAGCAUCACCCGCUGCUGCGUGACCUGGGCGGCCAUCGCGGCCACUCUCACAGCAACGCCGCUGAACUCGCCGCCAAGAUCCUGUCGGCGCUGCAGGGAGGCGAGGAGAUGCUGCUGGCCCGACUCCAGAGGGUGGGGCAGGCCGGGUCCGGCGGGGGCGGACGGGGCAUCAGGCCCUGCGGAGGUCAGGACUCUCCUUGCUACUCCAUGUCUUACUCUGAGACGUACCUGUCACCCGGCGAGGAUGACGAUACCCCCUGCAAGGACUAUGAGAGCACCGUGUGCCAGGUGGAGGCAGGGGGCAACGGGUUGGCGUACCCGCCCAACUACGACCCGCGCAGGAGGGUCUCCGACGUGGCCUCCUCUGGGGUCGUAUCACUCGAUGAGGAGGAUGAAGAGGAGGAGGAGGAGGAGGAGGAGGAAAGGGUGGGAGAGCCAAACAACCAAUGA
This is a messenger RNA of Scomber japonicus (chub mackerel), 1104 nucleotides long. It is a transcript of the gene fam131ab, whose product is annotated as family with sequence similarity 131 member Ab. The transcript is spliced from 5 exons. Bases 1 to 1104 code for a protein of 367 amino acids. NCBI's taxonomy places the organism in Eukaryota, Metazoa, Chordata, Actinopteri, Scombriformes, Scombridae. The record is from RefSeq and is a predicted model, not a curated record.